CCGAGAGAUGAGAGAGAGGCGGCUGGGCAGAAGUUCCAGACGAUCCCCCCGGUGGCCUCAUGUCGCACAGCGGAGAGGGCCCUGAGCAGCGCCAGCAGCUGUUAGAGGCAGAGGCCACGGCCACAGCCUUCCGGGCAAGCGAACAUCAGCCUAUCCGCUACAACCCGCUACAAGAAGAGUGGGUGCUGGUGUCAGCUCACCACAUGAAGUGGCCCUGGCAGGGGCCAGUAGAGCCCCCACUUCUGAAGACAGUGCCCCGCCAUGACCCCCACAACCCUCUGUGUCCUGGGGCCACACAGGACAAUGGAGAGGUGAAUCCUCACUAUGACAGCACUUUCCUGUUUGACAAUGACUUCCCAGCUCUGCAGCCUGAUGCCCCCAAUCCAGGACCCAGCGAUCACCCCGUUUUCCAAGCUGAGCCCGCUCGAGGAGUUUGUAAGGUCAUGUGCUUCCACCCCUGGUCAGAUGUGACACUGCCACUCACGUCAGUCCCUGAGAUCUGUGCUGUCAUCGAUGCAUGGGCGUCAGUCACAGAGGAGCUGGGUACCCAGUAUCCUUGGGUGCAGAUCUUUGAAAACAAAGGAGCCAUGAUGGGCUGUUCCAACCCUCACCCCCACUGCCAGGUGUGGGCCAGCAGUUUUCCACCAAACGUUGUCCAGCAUGAGGAGCGAUCUCAGCGGGCCUAUCAGAGUCAGCAUGGAGAGCCCCUGCUGAUGGAGCAUGGCCGCCAGGAGCUGCUCAGGAAGGAACGUCUGGUCCUAACCAGUGAGCACUGGUUAGUGCUGGUCCCCUUCUGGGCCGUGUGGCUCUUCCAGACACUGCUGCUGCCCCCUCAGCAUGUGUGGCAGCUGCCUGAGCUGACCCCUGCUGAGGGCGAUGAUCUAGCCUCCAUCAUGAAGAAGCUCUUGACCAAGUACAACAACCUCUUUAAGACGUCCUUUCCCUACUCCAUGAGCUGGCACAGGGCUCCCAGAGGAUCAGAGGCUGGAACCCCCUGGGACCACUGGCAGCUGCAUGCUCAUUACUACCCUCCACUCCUGCGCUCUGCCACUCUACGGAUAUUCAUGGUUGGCUAUGAACUGCUUGCCCAGGCUCAGAGGGACCUCACCCCCGAGCAGGCUGCGGAGAGACUAAGGGCACUUCCUGAGGUCCAUUACCGCCUGGGGAAGAAGGACAGGGAGACAGCAGCCAUUGCCUCACCACGCUGA
This is a messenger RNA of Ceratotherium simum simum (southern white rhinoceros), 1208 nucleotides long. The record is from RefSeq and is a predicted model, not a curated record. NCBI's taxonomy places the organism in Eukaryota, Metazoa, Chordata, Mammalia, Perissodactyla, Rhinocerotidae.